Messenger RNA from Haemonchus placei, 1098 nucleotides. The record is from the annotation of a GenBank genome assembly. NCBI's taxonomy places the organism in Eukaryota, Metazoa, Nematoda, Chromadorea, Rhabditida, Trichostrongylidae.
AUGUAUUACGGUAAUAUAUCGUCGUUGGACAGCGUGACAGUCAUAGACGGUAUUUGCGGCUACACAGAACGUGUCACCGUUACUCGAUUCGUCUACAUUUCGGUGGCUGGAGUAAUAGCUGUUUUCGGAUUUUUCUCGAAUCUGCUACUGAUUCUACUGUUUCGAAUGUCGCCCACACGUCCCCCAUCGCUAUUCCCAGGAUUUCUGGCCUUGCUCGACGCUCUGAUCUGCUUCUGUUUUGUGUUGAUUUUCGUCGUAGACGUCAACAUGAUAUACCUCGAGCUACCAGGUCUAUUCGCUUUCUACCACGAAUACAUUGUUUUUGCGUUUUCGACAGCUAAAAUCGUCCAAUUUCUUAUCCCUUACAUGCUUAUAAUGGGCACCUUCGAACGCUACAGAUGGAUUGUCACCAAAGAACGAUCUGGCGCCAGCUCAAGCGCUCGCCCUCUCUCAGUUGUAGUGCUGGUACUAGCAGCAGUUCUAAUCCGAGCACCUGCCGCUGCUGUCCUUACCGUCUCGAGAUUCCCUUUAUGCACAGAUUAUUUUCGCACCCUGGCCGUUGACAUUCUUCCAUGGGCAAAGAAUAGUAAGAUGUACGUUGCUUUUGACCUCUACGGAAUCGCCUUUCUGCAAACAUUUCUGCCAUUUGUCACGCUCAUUACAUUGAACGUAGUUAUCAUUCGAAAACUUUACAAAAUGAAUAGCCGAACACGGAAGGCCGAUUUUGCACAGUUGCCUGGUCUUCGGUCAUCGAUACUUUCGUCAUUACGGCGCUAUAAAAUGACACCUCAAAUUCGAAACGCUGUGCACUCGAUGGUAGCAAUUGUUUCGACCUAUCUUGUAUCAAAUUCACUGCACCUUAUGCUCACCCUAUUAGAAUUCGGAAAAGCGUCUAUACUUUUCGAGGAAAACGACUCAUUCCAAGCUUCAACUCUCUACACAACUCUCGGGGAUCUUGUCAGUGUUCUGUACAUGACAUCAUCGGCUAUUCGAAUUCUGAUCUACGCGAAAUGUAAUCCAACUCUCUGGAAACAAUUGUCCAGUACUGCUUUGAUCGAGAGAUUCAGCGGAAGUUAUUCAAAGGAAGUCAUGUUGUAA